AUGGCCAACUAUCUCGCCUCCAUCUUCGGUACAGAGCAGGACAAGGUCAACUGCUCCUUCUACUACAAAAUCGGAGCUUGCAGACAUGGCGACCGCUGCUCUCGAAAGCACGUUAAGCCGUCAUACUCUCAGACGAUCCUGAUGCCGAACAUGUACCAGAAUCCCGCGUACGACCCGAAGAGCAAGAUGAACCCCAGUCAGCUACAGAACCACUUUGAUGCUUUCUACGAGGAUGUGUGGUGCGAGAUGUGCAAGUACGGCGAGUUGGAGGAAUUGGUUGUCUGCGAUAACAACAAUGACCACCUCAUUGGAAACGUCUACGCGCGCUUCAAAUACGAAGAAGAUGCCCAGGCCGCCUGCGACGCUUUGAAUUCACGGUGGUACGCGGCACGACCUAUAUAUUGUGAAUUAUCACCGGUUACAGAUUUUCGAGAAGCUUGUUGUCGGUUAAAUAGCGGCGAGGGGUGUGUACGUGGUGGAUUCUGCAACUUCAUUCAUCGGAAGGACCCCAGCAAUGAAUUGGAUCGGGAUCUUCGUCUCAGUACGAAGAAGUGGCUGAAGGAGCGUGGCAGGGAUGCGAGAAGUGUCAGCCGCAGUCCUAGUCCGGAGCCGACCCGGAGGAGGUACUAG
Messenger RNA from Aspergillus niger, 630 nucleotides. RefSeq lists its product as uncharacterized. Gene Ontology annotation, biological process: mRNA splicing, via spliceosome. Gene Ontology annotation, cellular component: spliceosomal complex; U2AF complex. Lineage: Eukaryota; Fungi; Ascomycota; Eurotiomycetes; Eurotiales; Aspergillaceae. Gene Ontology annotation, molecular function: pre-mRNA 3'-splice site binding; metal ion binding. The transcript has 2 exons. The coding region runs from base 1 to 630 and encodes 209 amino acids. The record is from RefSeq and is a predicted model, not a curated record.